AAUUCUGCAAGUGGUUCUAAUUUACUAUCGCUGUUCUCUAGCUGGUCUAAAACUGCUUUUGACCUAAAGGGACGCUUUUUGGACGCCAUAGACAUUUCUCAGUUUCCAGGCAGAAAGAACAGUAAAAAUGCAGGCAGGGCACAGGACAAAGCACUAGGAACAAGAUGUAUGUGAAAUGGUUUGAUACAGUAAUGUUUUACUAUGUGAUACUUUUUUAACAUUGUUAAUUUCCCGUCCGGUUCCGUCCCCCGUACAUCCCAUAUAUCCCAACUCUCACACGGACCGGCACCCGGAAGACGGAUGCCGGCAUCGGCCGGAGGAGAUGGCAGGGGACACUGCAGGGGGGACAU
Messenger RNA from Staurois parvus, 350 nucleotides. Lineage: Eukaryota; Metazoa; Chordata; Amphibia; Anura; Ranidae. The record is from the annotation of a GenBank genome assembly.